Linnemannia hyalina is the source of this 2016-nucleotide messenger RNA. Lineage: Eukaryota; Fungi; Mortierellomycota; Mortierellomycetes; Mortierellales; Mortierellaceae. The record is from the annotation of a GenBank genome assembly.
AUGCAGGAGGCUCCUCAGCUGGCUGCACAUGUGGAACACGAGGCGCAGAGACUCAUUGGUCGCUUCACAGAAACACUGCAGAAUCGUAUGGACCGGGCAGAAGAGGAUCAAAGGAUUAAUCUGGAAUUGAUGAAACCACCACUGACCAUGUCGGAGAACUGCCGUCUUCACGCUUGGAAGAAUGCUGUUUCGGAAGUGGAGCGCAAUAUCCUACUAUUAUUUUGCGAACAAGCCAAGCCCAAAGAUGCCGAAGAGGACAAAGACGAUGCUGGCGGGAACUAUCCCAAGUCGACCUCGAAAGCUGGCGCUGUCGCCAACGACCUUACCGACUGGUUGGUGAAGCGCGAGGUUUACAAUUCAGUUCGGAGUCUCACGGACAUGAAGGUCACCGUGCCGUUCACACCUGGUCAUUUGAUCCGCUCUGUUACUGAUCAGCUGGCAAAGGAGAUGAAGCUCAUAUAUGGCCGACCUUUAAAGGACAGGAUGAUACAUUUGGUUACUCUGGAUAACAUGACCGUCACCUCUACCAUUGAUUUCGACAAGUGGAUAUCUGGAAAAGAGCCCGACUUUCUCUUCAAAUACUGUAUCGCCGACGUUACCCCUCAAGGUCUUACAAGUCGUCAACGGAGGAAAGAAGGACACCGAGCCGCCGUCAAACUGUUAUCUUUGGAUCAGAUUCGGAAUCACUUGGAUGUUGCCAAGAACGAAUGGCUCGACCCCGUUACCCAUGCCAAGAAGAGAUAUGUUUUUAGAGGAUCUGUCAAGACUGAUGGCUUCCGCAUUCAGAUUCUUGCAUUCAAGCUCCGAGAGCUUCAAUAUGUCCGUUACCGAAGGCUGGACGACAACCGCUUGCCACUAAGAUUGACGUCAACCGUUGGAGGGGUGGACUACUACCUCCAAGAGAUCAGGGAUGUCAUCACCAGCAAGGAGGAUGUGGCGAGACUAUGGCCUGGAGUUCAACCGGAGGAGAUCAAGACAUUGACUUUGGAUCGAGGGCAAACAUCUAUUGUUGGUGCCUUUGCAGAUAUCCCGAGGACUCGCGAGCGAAUGGAAAUGGCAAGGAGACUAACAGGACACAUCCAACCAUGGAAGGGAUCACACCACUUCCGUGGAACCGACAGUAUCCUCGACAUCCUCAACCCCUCUUCCUGUCCCCAUCACAGCUUCCAUCCCAGAUCUACAAUCAACAAACUCCCCAAUGGUGUCGUCAAGGACGGUGUUUCACAAUAUGGCAGUCAAACAAAGGCAGUGUAUCAACCAACAUUCCGGCUCCAUCGGUGGCUCGAGGACGAAAAGCAGGCUACACAAGAGGGAAAACAGGAAACAAUCGCGGAAAUUGGGGGCCGUCUGCUCCCUCUCAAAGGACAAGUCGCGAGUGUGGUCGGCUAUGUUGCAGAACUGAAGAAGUGCCACAAGUGGGACAUGAAGCGAGUUCGUCACUACGAAUACCAGUUGAUCGCUGAUCGUCUUCUAGGGAUCGUCGGCGGAAGCGUUGGACGUCCCCGAGAAUCUUCGAAUCCUGUGUUGAUUGGAGUGGGCCUGGCCAAGUUCUCGACUAGGAGUGGACUCUCGUCCCUGGAUUCAAACGUCUUGUCCUAUCUCAUCAAACUGGUGCAGUCCUUGGAGUAUCUGGUUGUUGGCUUGAACGAAUAUUAUACCAGGAAGAAGUGCCCUCGAUGUGGGCUCUUCGUCGCCCAGGUCGCCCUCCGCCCCUUCUACUGCCCCGAGUACCAUGUGUACCAUCAUCGCGAAGUUAUGGGAGCCGAGAAUAUGGCGAACAUUGAGCGAGGUUGUCUGGAAAAACAAGAACGGCCGGAGUAUCUACACUCCGCAGCCGCUGACGACUCUCUCCCAUGGAUGGCAAAAGCCGGUGCUGGACCCGCUACAAGUUCCACCACCUCCAGUAGCAACACCACCGCCGCCAUCAACGGACCAAAGGGAUCGCGCAAGAGGGCAGCGUCGACCUCCAGCUCAAGUCGAGGUCGCCGUGGGAAGGCGGUUCGAGAGGAUAAAUAG